Messenger RNA from Fragaria vesca subsp. vesca, 2070 nucleotides. RefSeq lists its product as uncharacterized. The record is from RefSeq and is a predicted model, not a curated record. NCBI's taxonomy places the organism in Eukaryota, Viridiplantae, Streptophyta, Magnoliopsida, Rosales, Rosaceae. Gene Ontology annotation, molecular function: protein dimerization activity. The transcript is spliced from 3 exons. The coding region runs from base 1 to 2070 and encodes 689 amino acids.
AUGAGUCAGGCACCAAGUAGUAUUGGUUCUGGUUCUGCUGCAAGUGUUAAUGCCGAGUCACUUCCGGUUGAACCUGGUGAUGUGGAUGACAAAGCUCCUUUGUGGAUUUAUACAAAUAAGAUUGAAAAGAUGUCCGGCGGAGGAUCUUGGAGGAUGGUAGGAAAAGGUGUCAAAGCUUGCCCGAAGGUCACUCCUCAACAACUAGCUAAUAUGAGCAAGUUACUCAAUGAUUGCAAAGAAAGAGUCAAAAAUGCAGCCCCAAAAUCAGUUCCAUUGCCUUCAUCAUCGAGGAAUGCAGCAACUUCUUCACUUGAUUAUGAUAUGAGUUUUACUUGUAGUAAUCCAACAUCAAGUGAAGUGGGCCCAAAGAAGAGGAAGGGAAUGGGUACGGCUUUGGAAAAAGCAUUUCAAAAUAAUUCUAGGGAGCAAUGUAAUGGUGAGAUAGCUAGAAUGUUUUACACAGGUGGCUUGUCUUUCAACCUUGCAAGAAAUCCUCAUUACCGUAGGUCGUAUGUGCGUGCUUCCAACAUUCCAGGAUAUGUUCCACCCGGUUACAAUGCAUUGAGGACUACACUUCUUCAAAAGGAAAGGAAGAACAUUGAACUUCAUUUACAGCCGAUCAAGGACUCAUGGAAAGCUAAAGGGGUGAGUAUAUGUAGUGAUGGUUGGUCUGAUCCGCAAAGGAGACCCAUCAUUAACUUGAUUGCUGCAAAUACGAAUGGUCCGAUGAUGUUGAGGGCAGUAAAUAGUCAAGGUGAAGUGAAAAGUGGUGAGAUGAUUGCUGAGUUGAUUAUAGAAUGCAUAAAGGAGGUUGGUCAUGAAAAUGUGGUUCAAAUAAUCACCGACAAUGCUUCUAAUUGUGUGAAGGCCUGUGCACUUAUUUCAGCCAAGUAUCCUACUAUCUUCUGGACACCAUGUGUAGUACAUACCUUGAACCUUGCUGUGAAGAAUAUAUGUGCACCUUCGCUGCAGACAAGAAACAAUGAUGAUGUGUAUGAUGCUUGUAAAUGGAUAGGGCCUCUUGCGGAUGAUGUUUCAUUCAUCAAGAAUUUCAUAAUGAACCAUGGGAUGAGGUUGGUGAUGUUUACUGAGCACUGCGACCUUAAGCUCCUUACAGUUGCUUCAACUAGGUUUGCCUCCACACUGGUGAUGUUCAAGAGAUUUAAGAAAAUAAAAUCUGGUUUGCAACAAAUGGUAAUCAGUAAUAAAUGGGAUGAUUACAAAGAAGAUGAUAUGAGAAGGGCUGCUGCAGUGAAACAAAAGAUAUUGGAUGAGAUGUUUUGGGAUGAGCUUGAUUAUAUUUUAUCUUUCACUGAGCCCAUAUAUAGUAUGAUUAGACGUUCAGACACUGAUAAGCCGUCUCUUCAUUUAGUGUAUGAAUGGUGGGAAGAUAUGAUUCAGAAUAUGAAGAAAGCUAUAUAUAGGAAAGAAAGGAAGCAACUACAUGAGGAUUCAAGCUUUUGGAAUGCCGUGCAUAAGAAGAUAAUUCCAGAAAAAGCUCCUCAUCAAGAUAUUGAUAUUACUAGAGAAAGAAAAAAUUGCAUUUUGAAGUAUUAUGAUGAUGCAAAUCAGCGGAGAGACGUUAAUGUGGAGUACUCCAAUUUUUCGUUGUGUAUGGAUGAUUUUUGUAAUGUUGAUGCAAUGCAUGAUAGGUCCAUCCUACACCCUUUGAAAUGGUGGGCAGUUCAUGGAGCUUCAGCACCAAGGCUUCAAGCCUUAGCAUUCAAGUUGCUUGGGCAACCAUCUUCAUCCUCAUGUUGCGAAAGGAAUUGGAGUACUUAUAAGUUCAUACAUUUCGCAACAAGAAACAAGAUUACUCCACAAAGAGCGGAAGAUUUGGUAUUUGUACAUACCAAUCUUCGCCUUUUAUCUAGAAGUAGCAACUCUUACAAACAAGGUCCGACUCAAAUGUGGGAUGUUGGAGGUGAUCAAUUUGAUUCAUUAGAUGAAACUAAUCUUGGGAGGCUCAAGUUUGAGGAUCUUUCUCUUGAUGAACCAUCGUUGGAGGCUGUUUUGUUUGAUCAUGUUCAUGAGAAUGAGGAUGAUGUCUUUGUUGAUCAAGUAGACUAG